UUUCCGAGUAGCCUUGAACGCACCAUUCCCGAGUUAACCUGCGCCGGCCGGGCUGCGUCAACGAGCGCGCCGUCCGCCACUAGCGAGCGUCGUUUGUCAGCUUCAAAUUCCCGGGGGGAGGCGGCCCGACGCCCGGCUUCUGUCCACACACAGGUCCGCGCGAAGGAUGAACCGCAGCAGCAGCAGCAGCAGCAGCAGCAGCCGCCGCCAUGGCCCGCAGCAGCGCUAACGCCGAAACCCUGGAGGGCUUCCACGAGGUCAACCUGACCUCGCCCACCACGCCCGAUCUGCUGCAGGCGGAGCAGCGGCCGGGCGCUUGCCACGGCGCGCCGCCCACGUCCCUGUACCGCACGCACUCGCUGGGGGCGCCGCCCGCCGGCUUGCGCGCCGACCAGCUGCCCACGCGGCCCGUCUACUCCAUGCCCACGCACGCUCGCAACGGCAGCGCGCAGGGCCCGGAGACAGACGGCGUCGAGAGCAACUUCCUGUCGGGCGACGAUGGCGGCGACGAGUGCGGCGGCCUCAGCGACAGUUUCACGCGACUGCGCGGCCCCUCGGUCACGGAGGUGCGAGAGAAAGGAUACGAGCGGCUCAAGGACGAGCUGGCCAAAGCGCAGAGGGAGCUGCUGUUGAAGGAUGAGGAAUGUGAGAAGUUGUCAAAAGUGCGAGAUCAGCUGGGCCAGGAGCUGGAGGAGCUGACGGCCAGCCUCUUCCAGGAGGCCCACAAGAUGGUGAGGGAGGCCAACGUCAAGCAGGCCAAUGCCGAGAAACAGCUGAAAGAAGCCCUGGGCAAGAUUGAUGUGCUGCAGGCGGAGGUGCAGGCCCUGAAGACGCUGGUGCUGUCGUCACCCACGUCUCCCGUGGGCGAGCUCCCCAACGUGGGCGGUGGCGGGGGGAAGGCGGCCUUCCGGAAGGGCCACAGCAGGAACAAGAGCACCUCCUCGGCCAUCCUGGGAACGCAGGCCGACCCGUCGGCCACGCAGCCCAUCGUGCGGGAGUGUCGAGAGGCGGAUGCGCAGCUCUUCAGCGAGUUCAAGGCCUGGAAGGGGGAGCCCACGCUGGACCGCCGCUGCUGCUUCCUGGAACGAGUUUACCGCGAGGACAUCUACCCCUGCCUCAACUUCAGCAAGAGCGAGCUGGGGUCGGCCAUCUUGGAGUCGGUGGAGCAGAACACACUCAGCGUGGAGCCGGUGGGCUUCCAGCCGCUGCCCGUCGUCAAAGCCUCGGCGGUCGAGUGCGGCGGACCAAAGAAGUGCGCCCUGAGCGGACAGACCAAAACCUGCAAGCACAGAAUCAAGUUUGGAGACUCGCCCAACUAUUACUUUGUAUCCCCGUACUGCCGAUACCGAAUCACGGCGGUGUGUAAUUUCUUCACCUACAUCCGUUACAUCCACCAGGGGCUCGUCAAGCAGCAGGACGCAGAGCAGAUGUUCUGGGAGGUGAUGCAGCUACGCCGGGAGAUGUCCUUGGCCAAGCUGGGCUACUUCAAAGACAACCUGUGACCAGCCAGCCUGACUGUCCUCCAGAUGCUCCCGCUCUGGAUCAACCCGGUGAUCAGCGUACGUUCCUCAGCACACUCGGCAGUGUUACCGUGACAACCCUUUGGCUCACUUCUCAUUCCGUUUAAAAAAAGAAAGGUGAGCUUACUUGACCAAGUUUUGGUGUCCUAAUCAAGCGCCAAAUGGCUCUCCUUGAUGCCAUGCCAAGGCAAUUUGACUUUCUUCCCCUAGCGCUGUGUAUAAAUGUUGCAAGAAGUCAUAAAAGGUGUCGUCUGCAUUAGUCUGGCUUAUGCAAGCAUACCGCAGUAUCUUUAACUUUCCUAUGAAGAACUUUACAUUUGGAAAUUAUUUUUAAUAAUGUCUCAUUAUUAUUAUAGACAUAAGAUAUAUAUACAGCUAUAAUUUAUUCAAUUGAAAUCUGUUUACUCUAGAAUGAAAGUAAGUUUCCGAAAGAGCUUCAAACCUUCCAUUGUGUACACUUGUGGUCUUUUUCCAAAUUGGAAACGGCAUCCGCAUGACUAUGACCCCAAUUCCAAGGCGCUCGCUCUCGGGGCGUUGGACUUGGUCUUUCCGUCUUUCGUAUUUAUAAAGCUAAGGAAAGCAAACAAAGACGCUGAAGGACGUUUGCAGCAUUUUUUCUUUGAUGACCUUGUAUUUUUGCACGUGUGCGUGCGUGCGUGACCCUGUAAACGUUCUCAAGUGAGCAUGACUUUGUCUCUUUUUCGUUGUCAUUUCAAGUCACCAUCAGUCACCACUUUGCUUUAGUGCCUUUUCUCUCACGAUGAAAUAAACAAAUGAAGACGAAACAAA
Messenger RNA from Syngnathus typhle (broad-nosed pipefish), 2309 nucleotides. It is a transcript of the gene rab3ip, whose product is annotated as RAB3A interacting protein (rabin3). The record is from RefSeq and is a predicted model, not a curated record. NCBI's taxonomy places the organism in Eukaryota, Metazoa, Chordata, Actinopteri, Syngnathiformes, Syngnathidae. Gene Ontology annotation, cellular component: Golgi to plasma membrane transport vesicle. The transcript is spliced from 12 exons. Gene Ontology annotation, molecular function: guanyl-nucleotide exchange factor activity. Gene Ontology annotation, biological process: exocytosis. Bases 210 to 1502 code for a protein of 430 amino acids.